CCUCCCUCCAUUUUUCUACAAUCACUCCAUUUUUGUGAGAAGGUUGGGUGAAAGGAAGAAAAAGUAUAGACACCUGCAGGUGUUGGCAACUUCCUGGCAGACAUUGUAAGAUCAUGUGGGACGGUCCUCGACCAGGUCCACGUGGAGGGCUACCCUUUCGUGGCGACCCUCGGGGGGAGAUGUUUGAAGGCCGAGAAUGUCCUGCCCCAGAAUUCAGAGGAAGAGAUGGAAAGCCUAUGGGCCAUAGGCCUCCUGACAGGCCCCCUAUGGACAUGAGACGGUUUGACCGUCCCGCCGAUAUGAGACCUCGGGAAAUGGAGCCCUUAGACAUGCGGGGAAGAGAAACACAAAGAGAUUUCUUCAGGCCAGGGGAUGAGGCCGAUGCUGGCAUGAGGAGGAGAUUUGAUAUGGAAAUGAGAAACAAACUGCAAGGUCCUCCUGACUUUAUGGGCCCUGGCAGGCAUCCUUUAGACAUGGCAGGAAGGGACAUGAACCCCAGAGGGUUGAGAGAGCCCAAUGAUGCAUUUAUGGGAAUCAGAGAAAGGGAAAGAUUCCGCAUGGAUAUGCCAGGGUUCAAUGAGCCUCCCAUGGACUCUCGUAGACGGCUUCCUAUGGACCUCAUGAAUAGAGAUGAGGGCUUUAGAGAAAUGCAUGACAGAGAGAGGCCCCGGAUGGGUAUGGACGACAUAGAUGGAUUCAGCAUGGACAUGCCCCCAAGAGAAAGGGAGAUCAUGGACUUUGAUAGAAGGGGUGGAACCCCGCUAAAUCCAAGGGGGCGAUUUGAAUCCGAUAUGGACUUCAGAAACCGUACUCGAAAUUCAGCUGAGUUCAGGGAAAGAGAGAGAUCUCCCAUGAACUUCAGGGAAAAUGAAGGGGUUCCAAUGGAUGUCAGAGGAAGACCUGACGUACCCCCAGAUUUUGUGGCCAUGAACAGGCCCAAGUUCAGGGGUGGAGAUGGAAACUUCAGAGACAUGGAAUUUCCAGAGCAAAGGGGUUCCCGAGGCAGAGAUGAGAAGUCUCACUCAGAUGAGUGGCAUGGUCGGGACGUGAGGGACCGAGGGCCCUUCCCUCCACAAAUCAAGGGAACGCCCCCAUUCCCGAAAGGAAGGGAACGAUUUCCCCCACCCCGAUGCAGGGAAGGUGAUCCUGGCUCUGGGGAGGUUGCAGAUUUUCCUGGAAGAGAAAGGCCAUCCUCAGAAUUCCCAGUGGAAAAAGACGGAUCCUUUAGCUUUCCACGUCCUGGAAGAGAGGCCAUGGACUCCCAGAGCUGGGAGAGGAACGCUCCUCCAGAUCACUUUCCUGGACAUGAUGUGCCCCCGUUUGGCCGCAGAGGUCCACAGGAGCCCCCUCUCCCACACAUGGAGCCUCCCCAAUUGAAUGCUCCCAACCGAGAAAACGAGGCCAAACGUUGGUCCAGGGACCAGGAUCCUAAACAGAACCAGAAUGCACCAGCUCGAGGCAGGUCUCCCUUCCUUAGAGGUGCAGAUUCUGCCCAGGGCAAGAGCCAGACAGGCCCAGACCAUGUUGCAGAAGGUCACUCGCACUUUGCGGAACCAAAGAACCUUCUCAAAAAACCAGGACAAGAGGGAGGGAAGGAGGAGUUCCUGGACAACAGCAGUAGUGACUGUAGAGAUCAGGACUACAGAGACAUUGAUUACAGAACAGGUUCAGGACGCGCCUAUGACUACGAGCGCAGAGAUCAGCCAGGGCCAGAAAAGCCUGUGAAGGAACCAAAGCCAGUCCCUCCCCAGAGGUUCAAUGAUUCAGCUUCUCAGGAUCAGGAUUACAGGAGUGCUUCUGUGAAGAAAGAGGUCUCAAACACCAUCUCCAUUACCGGAAUUCCUAAAACCGCCACAAUGGAACAGAUCCUGGGUGCUUUCGCAGUCCGUGAUGGCGUUCCCAUGCAGGGUAUGAAAAUAAAGAACGUUGUGCCAGGUUACAGCUACGAUACGGCCUAUGUGGAGUUUUUAAACCUCGAGGAUGCAGUCCACUUCAUGGAGUCCAACCAGGGAUCCCUGAAGGUUGGCACUAAAACCGCCCUGAUGAGAUACAUCCAACCUGACAGGAACAGCAAAGAGACCCCUGAGGCGGUGCUUAAGGAAAGCCAGCCCCAGGAGCCUCUCCUGCCCACUCCCAGCACAGCAAAGAAGCAGCCCCCCGAGACAGCCAAUCAGGACGGGCACGGGCAGAAGCCGCCUGCUGAUUUGCUCUCUCAGGGCGCGUGGCAGCGGAGCUCGAACCUGACUCCCGAGGCCUGGCAGCAACAGAUGGACCAGCAGCAGCAGCAACAGCAGCAGCUCGAGGCAGAGUCCUGGGGGGCCAGGAACCCUCGACACCCCCCUCGUCAGAUGGACCCCAUCUUUAAAGAGAGCAAGACCAUGAUAAUAAAGAACGUGAAGCCGACCACCACCGUGGAGACCAUCCUGAAAGCCCUCGACCCCUACGCUUACCUGGACGAGAGGAACGUCCGUCUGGUCCGGGGCAAGCCCAUGGGAGCCAAGUGCUUCUGCUUUGUGGACAUGGACUCUCAUGAGCAAGUAGCUCGGCUGGUGGAGCUCCUGAGCUCCGCUCCCCUAAUGAUCGACGGAGUCCGUGUAUACGUGGAGAUCGCCAAGCCACUCAAAAAUCAGAAUUACAGGCGAGAUUUUGAUAAAUCCAACACAUCUCUCCUGGGUUAUCCCCCUGAUGCUGUAAUGAUGGAGCAGUACUAUAACCAGCCUGUUCAGCCACUGCUGCCAACUCCAGCUGUGAUUCAAGGGGAUCCAGUGCUACCAGUCAGCAGAGAUUCCACCGUGUCUUCUGACCCCCAACUGAACUCAAACGUGAUUCAGGCCCCUGACCCUCAGGCGUCCGCGGUGAUGCCUGCACUGACGGCGACAGGGGACGGCACCGAAUAUAACUAUGCUACUGAGACCCCGGAUAUGUCGUCAUACCUGUACGAUGCCACUUCCGGGUUCUACUAUGACCCCCAGACCACCCUGUACUAUGACCCGAGCUCAAGGUAUUUCUACAAUGCCCAGACGCAGCAGUACCUUUACUGGGACACUACGACAAAGGCCUACAUCCCAGUGCCGGGGUACACCACAGACACCCAGCCCCCUUCGGCCAACGCCAGUGUGCCAGUGGCUGUGGCUGUGGCAGCACCCCCCGAAACCCUGUCCGCAGAGGGGCCCCUGGACGGGACCAAGGCCACGGACGCUGGGCUGGAGAAGAAGGAAGAUGAGGAGGCGGCUCCUCGCCUGGAAAAGAAGGAGAAAGAGAAGGAGAAGGAGGAGAAACCAAGGAGCCUGGCAGCAUUCAAGAUCAUGAAGGACAUGGAGCGCUGGGCCAAAAUCCAGAACCGGCAGAAGGACAGCGUCCGUGCACCAUCCCCGGUUCUGAAGAUCCCCGGAGCACCGGAGGAGAGGAAGAACUCCAAGGCUGCGGAUGCAGCCUUUGCCAUCUUUGAGAGGAAGGGCAUAGCUGGAGACGACCUCUUCAAGAAGCCUUUGGCACCACCAAAGAAAGAUGAUAAGAGCUUGAAGCGGCCCAUGGACUCCCUGGGGCUGCUGGCGGCGGACUACGGGGCCGGCAGCGACGAGGAAGAGGAGGAGAAGCACGAAGCUCCGCGGGCGGCCAAACCCCAGCCCGAGGAGGCGGAGGACAAGCUGACGGACUGGAAGAAGAUGGCCUGCCUGCUGUGCCGCAGGCAGUUCCCCAACAAGGACGCGCUGGUGCGCCACCAGCAGCUCUCAGACCUCCACAAGCAAAACAUGGAGAUCCACUUGAAAAUCAAGAGGUCCAAGAAGGAGCUAGAGGCAUUGGAGAACCAGGAGAAACAGUUAUUCUCCCGGGAGACCAGAGACUCCAGUGGCUCUCCAGAAAUCAAGAGGAAGAAAUACCACAACUCCUGGCAGAAUGCUCCCAGGCCAGUUAAGGACAUGCACAAGGCUUCAGAACGGCCUGGCCUGGGUUCAGAGCCUGUGGAGAGGAAGAAGAAGGAGCCUGUUGUCUGGAACCACGCCACAUACAAGCAGGCAGUGCGCAAGGCUAUGUUCGCCCGCUUCAAGGAGCUGGAGUGACCUCACUUCCUCUCCAGCACGGUCGAGGGCGGGUCUUUGGGAUUGUGUACGCAUGUCUAAACCUUGCACCUGUCAUUCAGGUCCGAGGUGUCCGUGGCGACCGCGCUCGGUUUAAUUCCUGGACUCUUCCCGCGUGCUCUCAGCCGCACCGCUCUCUCGUCACGAGGGCCCGCUGCUUCGGAAGCGGGCCGCUGAUCAGAGAUCAGUGCGGGGGGAAGGGCGUGGCUGUGCCCAACGCAAGAACGGUUCCUCUCUCUCUCUCGAGGGCAGCCCGUGCGGAACCCCAGAACAGACACUCUCAUUCGGGGCCUGCGGGCCUGGGUCCGGAGCACGGGCGUACGCUGCCAUGACGUCCGUGCCUUACACACACCGUGGCACUGGAGGACCCUCGCACUCCUGGAUCCCAGCGAUCCUGCUCACCUGGACUUGACCUGUGGCAGGUGGAGCAGUCCUUAAGCUCCUCCACAACUCCUCCUCUGCCUUCAGCUCUGAUUAAUGUGUUAGGAAUAGAGGUGUAAUGUAGUGUACAGUGGAGUCACGUGUCUUGAUGUGGCUGAAGUGUAGUUAUUGUGAGGUUUACCCUGCAGGCCCACUGCUUUUGCCAACAGCAGGCUUCUGCAGCAAUGUUGUUUUGUUUUAUUUUCUUUCUCAUUCAUUUUAACAGAAUUGAAUUUUUACAUUGAGUCAUUUUUUUCCUUGACAUGUACUGUACUCUGUAUUAUCUGUACACUUUUUGUAGUAAAAAAAAAAAAA
Conger conger (European conger) is the source of this 4814-nucleotide messenger RNA. RefSeq names its product RNA binding motif protein 6 (gene rbm6). The record is from RefSeq and is a predicted model, not a curated record. Gene Ontology annotation, molecular function: RNA binding. Gene Ontology annotation, biological process: mRNA splicing, via spliceosome. The coding region runs from base 114 to 4061 and encodes 1315 amino acids. Gene Ontology annotation, cellular component: nucleus. The transcript is spliced from 23 exons. NCBI's taxonomy places the organism in Eukaryota, Metazoa, Chordata, Actinopteri, Anguilliformes, Congridae.